AUGGCUUUGCCAGAGGAAAUCAUCCACACUCCCCUCAGCCUGUUGGACUAUAUCCCACCUCGCAACUAUGUGCGGCUUUUGUUCCCACUCGCUCUAUUGCGCGGAGUCAAGUAUCAGGAGGUAUUUCGCAAUCUCCAGGAAGCGCUUCGCAAGACCUUUGUCCAGGAGCCCUGGGCUAGAGGCAAGGUCUUCCGCCGGACCACCGACAUCGACGUCCACGGUCAGCUUGAAAUUCGCUUUCAUCCACACUCGCGCGACGAGGGUCAGCCAUGCCAGCUCCGGUACCACGAGAUCGAGACUGACUGGACCUAUGCCGAUUUGCAAGAAUGUGGAUUUCCUGCGAAUGUGUUCCCCGAGGAUACGUUACUCCUUGACGCGCCUCGCCUAGGCGACGUGGAUGGCGACGGGGCCGAUAUCUUUUUGGCCCAGGCUAACUUUCUACCGGGAGGACUCCUUCUGGCAGUGACGACCUCGCAUGCGGCCACGGAUGCCGCCGGCAUGCUCGAUUUGUUCAAGCUAUGGGCUGAGAAUUUCCGCGAGCUGCACGCGCGGGAUGCAGGGGGGAAGAUCGCGCCGUCCCCGUUCGCCACGCAGGAUCGGGACCGGACCCUCCCCGAUCAACUCUGGCGGAGAGCCCAGAGGCAGGGAGAGAAGGCAAAAACACAUUGCCUCGACAGCCGUUGGCUCCGCGGCCUGGUUAGCCUGGACUCAGAUCCGAACACUGUCGGAGACUCUGACCAGACCCAGGCCAUGGCAUCGACAUCACUGGUGCCCGACGACGACCUCUCGUCCAUACACGGCCGCAUGAUCAACCGCGUUCUGUUCCUUUCUGGUCAGGACCUAGCUACAUUGCAGAGGGAAUGCGGAGCCGAGCCUCUACCACCCGGCGAAGGUGCCAUUUCCGCCAGCGACGCCAUCAACGCUCUCCUGUGGCGAGGACUGCUCAGGGCCCGCGCUGCCGCCGCAGAGGCGCGAUCGAAGCCGUUGACGGAUCGUCAUUCAGUCUUUGAGUCGCCCGUUGAUGUGCGCGGCCUCUGGGCGUCCGAUUUCCCCGCGCACUACCUAGGCAAUUGCUUCCUGCUGAACACGGUGCAGCUGCCUCUAGCGGAAUUGAUAGCGCCAUCUACGUCGCUGGGUCACAUCGCGCGUGCCCUCCGUCGUGGUGCGGCGCGUCUGGACAGGCACAUGGCGCACGAGGCCUACGGACUGCUACAGGCCACGGAGGAUCUGUCGCGAGUACGAGGCCGGUUCGUGGAGCGCAUAGACUCGGCGGACCUGCUAGUCUCGAAUGUCAUGUUUCUGGCAAUGUCAGACCUGAGCUUCGGCGAUCGCCACUUUGGCCACGGUGGUAUCCCGCAGUCACUGCGAGUGCUGCACGCGCAGUACGCAUCUUCGGUGCGGCUGGCGCACAUUCUGCCGCGAAAUCCAAACCACGGGGGCGUCGAGCUGAGCGUGAAUUUGUUCGAGGAGGAGAUGGCAUACCUUGAACAAGAUGCGGAGUUUAACAGGUUCUUGGUACCGAUUGAGAUGUGA
Aspergillus melleus is the source of this 1533-nucleotide messenger RNA. RefSeq lists its product as uncharacterized. Bases 1 to 1533 code for a protein of 510 amino acids. The transcript has a single exon. The record is from RefSeq and is a predicted model, not a curated record. NCBI's taxonomy places the organism in Eukaryota, Fungi, Ascomycota, Eurotiomycetes, Eurotiales, Aspergillaceae. Gene Ontology annotation, molecular function: acyltransferase activity, transferring groups other than amino-acyl groups.